Maudiozyma saulgeensis is the source of this 1893-nucleotide messenger RNA. The record is from the annotation of a GenBank genome assembly. Lineage: Eukaryota; Fungi; Ascomycota; Saccharomycetes; Saccharomycetales; Saccharomycetaceae.
AUGGCUCCGAAUAAGAUUGUUAUUCUAUACGGUUCUGAAACUGGUAAUACGGAAGAUUUUGCGAAGAUCCUUUCUUAUAAAUUGCAAAGGUUACAUUACCCGCAUACUCUAUCAACUAUUGGAGACUUCAAUCCAACUGAUAUUAUCCAUGUACGAUAUCUUUUUAUUCUUUGCGCAACUACUGGUCAAGGUGAAUUACCAAGAAAUUGUCAUGAACAUUCAUUCUUAGAUAAGAAGAAUAAGACACUAUGGUCUUUCCUUAAGAGAAAGAAUUUACCUAAGGAAUUUUUAUCUCAUAUUAAUGUUGCAUUUUUUGGUCUUGGUGAUUCAUCUUAUCCUAAAUUUAAUUAUGCUAUUAGAAAAUUACAUACUAGAAUGGUGGAACAAUUAGGUGCCUCUGAAGUUUUUGAUAGAUUGGAGGCUGAUGAACAAGCCAUGGCGGGAAGUAAUAAAGGUACCGGUAGUGGUGUAGAAUCAGUAUAUUUUGAAUAUGAGAAAAGAGUAUUAGAAUACAUACAAAACAAAUUCCCAAAGAGGAAAAUUGAUGGUCAAAUGGUUGAAAGAGUUGGUAUCGAUGAUUCUAUCUACUUACAACCUAAGAGUUAUUUAUGUUUAGAUAAGGAUUCCAAAAUCGAUUCCAAUAUUGACAUGGCAACAAUACCAUUGAAAUUCACAAAUGAUUCUGCAAUUAAAUAUGGUAAAGUCCAAAAAAAUAAAAUGAUAACUGCACCUGAUCAUUUCCAAGAUGUAAGAGAAUUUGUCUUCACAAAUGUCAAUGACCUUAAGGAGGACCACUAUGAGGCUGGUGAUACUGCCUCAAUAUUCCCUUGUAAUUCUGAUAAAGCUGUGCAACAAUUCCUUGACACUCAGGAUCACUGGUUACCAAUUGCUGAUAAACCUUUACGUUUCACUAAUGGAAUCCCCGAUGCUUUAAAAUCCGGUGGUGUCAUUGAACCAUUAACAUUACGUAACAUUUUAAAAUAUCAUUGUGAUAUUACUUGUAUCCCAAGAACAAGUCUCUUUAUGAAAAUUUGGAUGUUUGCCACUGAUUUAUCUAGAAUGGAACGUGGUGAGAGUCAAUUAGAACAACAACGUGACAAAUUGAAAGAAUUUGCAACUGAUAAAGAUAUGCAAGAAUUAUAUGAUUAUUGUAAUAGACCUAGAAGAUCUAUCUUAGAAGUGAUUGAAGAUUUCUUAUCGUUAAGAUUGCCAUGGGAAUAUUGUUUGGAUUACUUACCUUUAAUUAAACCACGUUAUUAUUCUAUAUCUAGUGCACCUAAUGAUCCAAACGUUCAAUUAACAGUAGCUAUAGUGAAAUAUAAGACAAUGUUAAGAAAGAUAAGAACAGGGAUUUGUACCAACUAUAUUGCACAUUUACCCGAAGGUGAAUUGAUUCGUUAUAAUAUCCAUAACAAUCAUUUAAUUCGAGAACAAUAUAAACAAAGUCCCAUGAUCUUAGUGAGUCCCGGUGUUGGUAUAGCGCCAUUAUUAUCGAUCAUUAAAGAAGAACCUCAACAAUGUAACAAUUUACAAUUAUUCUUUGGAUGUAGAUUUAAGGAUAAAGAUUAUAUCUAUGGGGAGACAUUAGAGAAUUGGUCCACUGAAGGUCGUAUUGAAUUACAUCCUGUGUUUUCUAGAGAUCGUGAAAAUUCUCCAGACACUAAAUAUGUUCAAGAUGUUCUUUGGAAACUUGGCCAGUUUGUAACGAAUCUAUUAGUUAAGGAAAAAGCGUUAUUUGUAUUAUGUGGUGCCUCGGGGAAGAUGCCAAUUCAAGUUAGAUUAACGGUGAUUGAAAUGUUAAAAAAAUGGGGUGGAUUCCCUAAUGAUGAAGCUGCUACUGCAUAUUUAAAGGACAUGGAAAGAGAUGAUAGAUAUUUACAAGAGACAUGGUGA